CCCCUCUUUGCUGGAUGCAGAACCCCCCUCCCUCCCAUGCAUGCCUCACACUAACUAUCUUCAUUUGCUUUGAAGAUCUGAGUGGAUUUCCCAGCCUAGGAAGGAUUGUGUACAGAGGGAUAUUUCCCAACCCAUAAAACGUGCAGAGAGUUUACACAGGCAGUCUGUUUCAAUCAGCCCGUGAUGGAUGUUGUGUCUCUGGGGAGAAUGAGUGGAGCUUGCAGGGCAUUUGUGUUGGGAUUCCCCUUGUGUGGGAAGGUGCUAUGGAUGCUGAUCAUUUUGCUGCAAUUAACCUUGGGGGAACCUGGAUCCGAGAGCCCUGAGUGUAAUGAGAGGAAGGAUGACCCAGCAUGUUUGGAGCUUCUUGUGGCCAGGCCACUAGCAGAGUCCAACUGCGAUGGACCUAUGGGAUGCCGGCUGCAUUUUCUCCCACCCGAGGUGCAACCAACACCUGAGGAGCUCAAGGACUUUCACCAGGAUACCCACCAGGAAUUCAAACAGACCCUAAAGCAGUCUGGCACUGAGGGGGGUACCAAGCAGAACAACCCAAAAUCCAAGAGCGUAGGGGACAGGCUGAGUGUGGUGGAGGCCAGCCUUCUCUCCCUCACCUCCAGACUGCAGAAGUUACAGGAUGAGAGUAAGGUCAACCUGAGCAAGAUAGAAGAGAAACUCAAUUCGCUGGUGGUGCUGCUCCUGGGAAUUUUAUCUGGCUGUGAACUGCCCUGUAAUGAGUCUGUUCAGAAGCUUUCCAUGCUAGAAAGCCGACGCCUCAAGUCCUUUGAGACAAAGGAAGAUCUUCCGAUGAAUCUGAAAGGUGUGAGCAACACGGGCUCCCCAGUUACAUUUUCAGAAAAGCCGGAAAGACUGUUCCCUCGUGACUGCUCAGAGAUCUACAAGCAGGGCAUCAGGGAGAAUGGAAUCUACACUAUCCAACCCAUCCCUUUAAAGCAGCCAUUUGAGGCCUAUUGUGACAUGGUGACGGAUGGGGGUGGCUGGACGGUUUUCCAGAGGAGACAAGAUGGCUCGGUAGAUUUUAACCGCACAUGGCAGGAUUACAAGCAGGGUUUCGGCAACCUCCAAGGGGAACACUGGCUGGGAAAUGAAAACGUGCACAGUCUCACCAGACUUGGUCAACACAACCUGCGCAUUGAGCUGGAGGACUGGUACGGAGUCAAGAGGCACGCAGUCUACCGCAAGUUUAAACUGGCCAGCGAGCAGAACAAGUACAGACUGACGGCCAGAGAAUACCAGGGCAAUGCUGGGAACGCCCUCAGUUACAGCCGAAACUACAACCACGACAACAAGCAUUUUACUACACAUGACAGUGACAAUGACAAUUACCCCUCGGGGAACUGCGGCAUGUACUACGGUGCCGGCUGGUGGUUCGAUACCUGCCUGGCGUCCAAUCUGAACGGCAAGUAUUACCGAGGGCGCUAUAGCGGUGUAACCAACGGUAUAUACUGGGGAACAUGGUACAUCUUAACGGACAAGAGGACGAAGCAAAAGUAUUCGUUUAAGAAGGUAGAAAUGAAAACCAGGAUUCUUAAUGUUUAAAAGCCUCGUUGGAAGGACUUGGACUUUUUUUAUAUAUAUAUAUAUGUUUUGUAUGAUUUGUUCAUGUCUAGAUUUAGGGUUAUAUUUGAAGUAAAUCAUCAAGCCAAGAAGCUCAAUGCUUUAAACAUUUUGGUAGGUAGGCCACAUUUUAAGUGGCUGUCAAUAAAAAAAAUCCAAUAUCAGGUUGUUUGGUUCAGCCGUCCCACGGGAUACAUUUAAUGCUGUAGACAUGCAAUGGAAGCUUCAUACUAUAAUACUCAUAGAAUAAAGGCUUUUUUGUUCUGGAUAUGUACCAGCCAAUAACCCCUCUCAGUCGUCCACCAUCAGUAGCAUUGGGGAAUUCUUAGCUUGGACUGAAUAAUAAUGCUUAAAGUGUAUUUAUAAGGAAGGGUUAUCUCCCUUAUAAUAGAGAGUUUAUUAUAAAGGCAUAGCUUUUUUCUGAGCACAGGACAUUCCUUUUCUAUUGUUUGUAUUUAUAGAUAUGAAUGAGAUUUCUCGUAUUGAAUGUCCCAGCCACAGGGCAGCCUGCAGUGUUAAUAUAGCCCUUUGUCAUUAUAAAUAGGCCCAUAGACAGACUACAGGGGGAGGUGCCUGGACCCUCUGAAUUGUUCAUUGCGAAAGAAUCGCUCAUUAGGCACUGAAUAUGGCUGCCUACAUUCGGAGGUCCCUGAGUGGCUAAGGGGCUUGCAGGGGGCUUUAAAAAAACUGUUGUCUCCCUCAACUGGAGUGCUCUAUUAGCCGGCAGAAACAAUUGUUUAAAAGGAGAAUUAAAGCUUACUUAAAGAAA
Xenopus laevis (African clawed frog) is the source of this 2341-nucleotide messenger RNA. RefSeq names its product fibroleukin. The record is from RefSeq and is a predicted model, not a curated record. Bases 184 to 1554 code for a protein of 456 amino acids. NCBI's taxonomy places the organism in Eukaryota, Metazoa, Chordata, Amphibia, Anura, Pipidae. The transcript is spliced from 4 exons.